Messenger RNA from Symbiodinium natans, 1359 nucleotides. The record is from the annotation of a GenBank genome assembly. NCBI's taxonomy places the organism in Eukaryota, Dinophyceae, Suessiales, Symbiodiniaceae.
AUGGGCAUGGUCUAUGAGGUUCUUUUCAGUGGCUUGGAAGCUCUUGUGUUAGGAAGCGGGCAUUAUGCCAAGCUUGACCGCAUUGUUGCCGCAUAUGGUCGCCGUCUUCUCCGUGGUACUGCGUGUGAAAAAAUUGCACAAGCAGAUGGCAAUAUCAAAUAUCGGAGCAUGCCCAACACCGACGUUUUCCGGCACCUUGGCGUCGCCUGCACCAGCACAGAACUUCGCAUUCGUCGUCUUAAGUUUCUCCAGCGGCUCGCUACAGACCCAUUUCGGCACCAUCAUGUCAUCACUGCUAUUUUUGGCACCAUGGAUUUCGAUUCUGAACCUACUGUGGAUGCUGAAGUGGGCCUCAGUCCAAGGGCCAACUCCUACGCCAGGCUGUACUGGAAGGACUUGCAAUCUUUGGCUGGGCUGGACUCGGCUCAUUGGAUUGUUGAACUUGCCGGCAAUGACAUCAUGGCCUUUUUCACAGAGCUGGCUACGGAUUUUGCCCAUGUGGAUGUUACCGAGCUUCGGGCACAGGAGCUCUCUGUCCAGAUUCCACCGCCAGGUUUCUCACCAGCGCCAAGACAACAUCAUGCUGAGGAGCCUCUGGAAAUGGAUGAUUUGCCUCAUGUGUGUUCCAUUGCAUUGGAGAGCGGGAUUCCAUGCGGGCAGCGGUUUGCAAGUCUCCGGGAUUUACGCUUGCACCAGUACAAGAGCGGUCUUAGCAACCAUAACAUUGUGUCUGACUACUGCAAGGCGGCUCAUGUCAACCAAUGCCCAUGGUGUCUCAUGGUACAUGCGUCCAUCGUCUCCACGCGUAAACACAUCAAACGCCGAUUGGACGCAGAUGCGGCACUCUCGCCGCGGGAAGAUGAGCGGCUCAUCCAGAAAGCCGUGUUGCUGGUGCCGAAGAUGACGCUACGUCAGGAGCUUGAAGUCAGAGAGCUUCAAAGCGCUGUCUUCAAGACCUUCAUGCUCAAGGAACAAAACCUGCUCAUCGCUGCUGUGAAGGGUGAAGUUGGAUCUUUUGUGGAAAAAUCGAAGCUUGCGCGCACAUCUGGUGGAAGCAUGCCUGACGGAGAACUCCAUGCAUACGCUUGGGCUGCCGUUACUGGCAUUGCUACACAGCAAGUCUCUCUCGAUGCCCUUAAGGAGACCAUCGUUGCUCAUCGAGCUGCAAUGACAUCGCCAGAUAAAAUCGCCGACAUUGUCUACAUUGCAAAGAUGAAGAAAGCCUUCAAUCGGGGCGAGUUCAAGCUGUUCCCUGUUGCGACUGGUGCGGUUGAGAAGAAGGGACAGGCACCGGCAAGCGGAAUGGCUCGGGAGCUGCAGUCUUUGGUCGACAAGCUGACCGAGAUGACAGCAAAGUAG